AUGACCGAUCAUCUCAAUGCUUUCGCCAAUGAAGCAGAGCGUAUGAUUCUGGAGACCGAACGACAGCUUCAUGCCGUAGAUAUAAAGCUGCAGUUGCUUGAGGCAAAGCUGGCAGCAAUACCUGACCCUGGUGCAAAACCUGGCGAUCCUACAAAAGCGCCGGUCUCGGAAAAUAAGAAUGUUGUUCCUUCCGACUCAGUAGCGCAACGAUCAGCAGCUUUACCCAGUCAAGAAGUUGUUGGUCCUUCUCAGCAAAAAGAACUAUCUCCAAGUCCUGAUGUUAGCGGUGUUUCACAACUGCCCGUACCUUCCGCGCAAGAAACCCCAGCUGCCCAGCAAGAUGUUCUUCUAGUCAAGGAUGACCCGGCCUAUGCCAAAUAUUUCAGGAUGCUGAAGCUGGGAGUUGUGGAAGCUGCAGUGAAGCAGAAAAUGCAGUCAGAAGGUUUCGAUCCAGCUCUUCUUGACACACCAAAUGCUCCUUCGCCAAACGUGAAUGCGCAAGAAGAACCCUCAGAAGCAGCAAUUCCCGCGAAAGCGACCGCGGUUGAGAGCGAUGGCAGCGACUUUUCUUCAGUUUCAUCGUUCAGUGAUUCUGACUGA
Molecule: messenger RNA, 600 nt
Organism: Cylicostephanus goldi
Lineage: Eukaryota; Metazoa; Nematoda; Chromadorea; Rhabditida; Strongylidae
Source: the annotation of a GenBank genome assembly